Andrographis paniculata is the source of this 2640-nucleotide messenger RNA. Its product is annotated as phosphatidylinositol/phosphatidylcholine transfer protein SFH8-like. The transcript has 16 exons. The coding region runs from base 269 to 2101 and encodes 610 amino acids. The record is from RefSeq and is a predicted model, not a curated record. Lineage: Eukaryota; Viridiplantae; Streptophyta; Magnoliopsida; Lamiales; Acanthaceae.
UAUUAUUAUUAUUUUUGGCGCACAGAUAGCCAUAGGCGCAACACAUUCCAUAAUUUGGUGUAUCCCUUCCCUCUGAAAUCCGAAUUGCUUACGGCCUCGGUUACUGCUUUUGGGGCAGUUAUUGCCCUCGGAUCAACCACCGUCGUGGCAUACAUUCCCGAGGUUUGGCCGUUUUGUUUUCCUGAACGAGCUUCCAGGCCUCGGGGGAUCCAAUUGAGAGGUGUUCGAUCAUCAAUAUUCGGUCGGUUAUUGGUGAUUGGCCGCUGGGAUGUCGGGGCACUUGGACAGAUUCGCGAGGCCUUGCUUUGAGGGAUUAUCUGGUAAUGAUGAGAAGAAGGAACGGAAGUCUGAUGUUGAGAAUUCGGAGGAUGAAAGAAAGACAAGGAUAAGUUCUCUAAAGAAGAAAGCGUUGAACGCAUCUUCAAAGUUCAAACAUUCUCUCAAGAGAAAGAGCAGUAGAAGAAAAAGUGAGUGCCGACAAGCGAGUUCAGUUUCAAUUGAAGAUGUCAGGGACGCUGAGGAACUCCAAGCUGUCGAGUCAUUUAGACAAGCCUUGAUUUUGGAAGAGCUGUUGCCAGAAAAGUUUGAUGAUUACCAUAUGAUGUUAAGGUUUCUAAAAGCAAGGAAAUUCGACAUUGAAAAGUCAAAGUGCAUGUGGGCUGAUAUGAUUCAGUGGAGAAAAGAAUUUGGUGCUGACACAAUUCUGGAGGAAUUUGAAUUUGAAGAGUUGGAUGAAGUUUUGAAGUAUUGUCCCCAUGGCUAUCAUGGAGUUGAUAAGGAAGGAAGGCCUGUAUACAUUGAGAGACUAGGGAAAAUUGACACUAACAAACUUAUGAAGAUAACGACUAUGGAUCGCUACAUAAAAUACCAUGUAAAAGAAUUUGAGGAGGCUUUUGCUGUUAAGUUUCCAGCUUGUACCAUUGCUGCAAAAAGGCACAUUGAUUCAAAUACAACAAUCUUGGAUGUUAAUGGUGUGGGCAUGAAAAAUUUUACCAAGAAUGCACGAGACCUUCUUAUUCGACUCCAGAAGAUUGAUAGCGAUAAUUAUCCUGAAACACUCCAUCAAAUGUUUAUAAUUAAUGCGGGCCCAGGUUUUAGGCUACUGUGGAAUAGCGUAAAGGGUUUUCUAGAUCCCAAGACAACUUCCAAGAUUCAUGUUCUUGGAAAUAAAUUCCAGAACAAGUUGCUUGAAGUUAUUGAUGCCAGUGAAUUGCCAGAGUUUUUAGGGGGGACAUGUACCUGUGUCGGUCAAGGUGGUUGUCUUCGCUCUGAUAAAGGACCUUGGAAGAAUCCAGAGAUAAUGAAGAUGGUACUAAAUGGUGAAGCAAGACGUGCUACACAGAUUGUUAAAAUUAUCAGCAGUGAUGGGAAGGUUGCAUAUGCAAAGCCUGAUUACUCCAUGGUAAAAGGCAGUGAUACAUCUACAGCGGAGUCUGGUUCUGAAGCUGAAGAUAUUACUUCACCGAAAGCUUCUAAAACUUACUCAAACCUUCAUUUGACACCGGUUCAUGAGGAGGCUAAGGCUAUGGGACCUGCUCGCAGUGCUGGCAACAUUUCAGGAUUUGAUGAAUUUAUUCCGGUAGUUGACAAGGCUAUUGAUCCUGGAGAUGUAUUUCAGUCACCUGAUUCUUGCAAGGUGCCCGGAGGACGCGGCCAACUUUUACCAACUCUUAUCGCCUUCUUCAUGGCCUUUAUCUUGGCUUUACGAUCGACCAUAUUGUACCUUACAAAGAAACUUCAUAGCGCACCAUCGCAGCAUGUGCAAACAAAUAUCAACUCUGCCUUUGAUCCAAAUUCCAAAGAUGUUAGACUGCCCUCAUCCAGAUCAUCUUUUACCGAAUCAGAAUUCCGGACUUCCGUGCUGCAGAGGUUAGGCGAGCUCGAAGACAAGGUCUAUACUCUUCAGGCUAAGUCCUCGGAAAUGCCCCAUGAGAAAGAAGAGCUGCUCAAUGCUGCAGUUUACCGAGUGGAUGCCCUAGAAGCAGAGUUGAUUGCCACCAAGAAGGCUCUGCACGAGGCCUUGAUGAGGCAAGAGGAACUUCAUGCUUAUAUUGAUAGUCGAAGAGAAGCUAAGUUUCAUAAGAAGAAAUUUUGCUGUUAGCGGCACAUGCGGAAAAUGUUGCUGCCUGCUUCUAUACGGGUUCCUCAUUUUAUUCAAGAAAGCGUCUGGACAUCAAUUCUGCCGGUUCGAGGGUGCUUGCAAAUUCAGGGAUAUCAAUUCUAAUUCCAAAUUCCCAAUUGAAGCAUGGGUUGUGGCUGGAUCAAUUGGAGCAAAUGGAUUAUCAAUUGAAUGGGUAUUUUCAUCCAUUGACUCAAUGUUGGAGGCAUCAAGGGCAAUUGGAGCACAAUCAGAGGGCUGAUCGUAGGCUCACGGCGGCGGGGCUGGACAUCCACGGCGGCUGCAUCACUGAACGCGGCUUGAUUGUUACACAGAGGGGUGACUUCCAUCGUUAAAUCGGCAAUUUGAUGAUGCAUCUCCGCAAUAGCGUGGGCGUUGGCUGGAGGGGGACGUCACGAGGACAUCGUUCAAGAGCAUCGUCUGACUCUGAUACCAACUGAUGUAAUGAAAAUCAAGAGCAAAACAAUAGAGAAAUUUAGUUCUUUAUUCAAUUCUUUUGUAGCCGUAAGAAUGGAGAACAU